Molecule: messenger RNA, 1702 nt
Organism: Archocentrus centrarchus (flier cichlid)
Lineage: Eukaryota; Metazoa; Chordata; Actinopteri; Cichliformes; Cichlidae
Product: transmembrane protein 222-like
Exons: 6
Coding region: 22-573 (183 amino acids)
Source: RefSeq, a predicted model, not a curated record
CCCCCGUCACUCCAGGCUGUGAUGGCGGAGGCGAACGAUACCGACAUAAUGAUGAGUUACCACGGUGAUUUCCUAAAAAACGACAGAAAAAGCAGCCGCUACCCUUUCUGCAUUGUCUGGACACCUAUUCCCAUUUUAACGUGGGUGCUUCCCUUCAUCGGUCACAUGGGUAUAUGCACUUCUUCUGGAGUCAUACGAGAUUUUGCAGGGUCAUAUUUUGUCUCGGAGGAUAACAUGGGGUUUGGUAGACCCACAAAGUAUUGGAAGCUUGAUGUGGAUAAGGUGUGUGGUAAUGGUGCAGCUACAUGGGACAAAGCUGUGCACGAUGCAUCAGAGGAGUACAAAUGCAGGCCGCACAAUCUGUGCUUUGAUAACUGCCAUUCCCACGUUGCCAUGGCCCUCAACCUGAUGCGCUACGACAACAGCACAUCCUGGAACAUGGUGAACCUGUGCGUCCUGUCUCUCAUUCAUGGGAAACACGUAAGCUGGGCUGCUUUCCUGAAGACCUGGCUGCCCUUCAUCAUGCUCUGCGGAGUCUUCACCACCUUCAUCCUCACAUUCAACCUACAGUAAUGCAGCGAGCAGUACAAUGAGCUGACUCAGACUUUGGUUAUACUUUAUACGCUGUCAUUGAUGUGAAUGGUUGUUUGUGCAAAAACUGAACAACUGUCUCGUCUGUAGCGAUGUAGUCUGUAGGACGGUAUUAAAGGGCAAAGUCUAGCUUUUUUGGGGGGGUUAGUUUUGAAAUAAGUUUAUGCUUUAACUGUUGAUAUUUUUAUUAUUUCUUAUUGUGUAUUAUGUUAGCAAGGUACACUACAGUGUCUGCAUUUGUUUUCCACGUACUGGGCUCUGUGUUUUUGCUUUGCUUUGUUAAGAGUCUUAUCAGGGAGAUGAUCUCCAGAUCAUACCCCAGUAGAGCACCGCAUUCCAGUUGCAGAGAUGUAUUUUUCAUGAACGGCAAUAAUGAAUGUGUUUCCAGACGGGCUAAUGUAUAUUUCAGUGACGAAUCACUAGAAAACGGAUCGUGAAAUCAUGCUGGAAGUAUUCAUCAAUUAUUUGUCUUAGAAAUAUGAGCCUCCAGACCAAAGAUAGAAUGAUGGAAACCCAACAUGUGAAAAAUGAGGGUAUUGUAGUCAGUUGAAUGCAUUUUCCUCUUGUAUAUCGAGACUGAUAUUUUAAGCAAUUUCUUGUUUGUCAUUAUUUGCUUUUCUUCAGUGAGAGAUUUAAUUAUUUCCUAUUGUGCGUCCUCACACUUGAUCCUGCCAAUUUAUAUGAGCAAUAUUAGAUCAAAUGUUUAUGCAUUAUGUAUUUUGAAUCGUGUUUUUGGACCUGUGUGUACCUAAAUAAGUAUGAUUUCUUAUUAUAUGUCUAUAAGAGUUUAACAUUUCUGUUUUUGUACCUGCGUUUUGGAUUUGCUGCGUGCAGAGCUCUUUGAUUGUCUCCCCUGGCAGACUGUGGUGUGGGUCACCGGCUGUGGACGCCCUAAUCGUCCUCUGUACCUUUAAGGGGACCACGUUUUCAUCCAGCAGAUUCUGUGUGAUAUGAACUACCAUCACUUCACAGGAACCUUUAUUCCCACAGUGCAGCAGAUGAGGACUGAGCAAGCAGUCUUUGCCACCUCUGCAUUAUCUGAUCAUUUUCCGAGAAAAAGGAUAACAGAGUUUGAUUUAUUAAUAUUCUAAUAGUUGAAACAUUUUAAUUU